Thalassophryne amazonica is the source of this 3193-nucleotide messenger RNA. It is a transcript of the gene chd1l, whose product is annotated as chromodomain helicase DNA binding protein 1-like. The transcript has 25 exons. The coding region runs from base 64 to 3093 and encodes 1009 amino acids. Gene Ontology annotation, molecular function: DNA helicase activity; ATP-dependent chromatin remodeler activity; ATP binding. Gene Ontology annotation, cellular component: nucleus. The record is from RefSeq and is a predicted model, not a curated record. Gene Ontology annotation, biological process: chromatin remodeling; DNA repair. NCBI's taxonomy places the organism in Eukaryota, Metazoa, Chordata, Actinopteri, Batrachoidiformes, Batrachoididae.
GCGUGUCUGUACACUAUAUGUGUCUACAUGUCUCAAAAGUCAGGUUAUGGUUUAGUCUGAAACAUGAGAGACUUUUUAUCAGACAUACAGAACAUUAUAGCAAAGAAAAAGAAGACGACUGUUUCUCAGGGCGACUUACAGAAAUGGGGUUUAAGAGGGAUCCAGCUGAGACUUUACCAGCUGGACGGUGUGCAGUGGCUAACCCAGUGCCUGACGAACCAGCAGGGCUGCAUCUUAGGAGACGAGAUGGGUUUGGGGAAAACAUGUCAGACAGUCUCACUGCUGGUCUACAUGUCAGGAGCUCUUCAGGAUAAAGGACCAUUUUUAGUUCUGAGCCCGCUCUCUGUAAUGGAGAACUGGAGACAGGAGCUGGAAUGCUUUGCGCCCGCUCUGACCGUGCUGUGUUACAAAGGGGACAAGGAGAGACGGGCGGAGCUUCAGAGGGAAGCGAACACUCAUGACUUCCAUGUACUGCUCACUACUUAUGAAUUGUGUAUGAAAGAUGCUUCAUUCUUGAAACGGUGGAGGUGGAAGGUGGUUGUUGUAGACGAGGCUCACAGGCUGAAGAAUCAGAACUCGCUCUUACACAAAAUCCUGACUGAGUUCUCUGUAGGCUUUAGAGUUUUGCUGACAGGGACUCCAAUCCAGAACAACUUGCGGGAGCUGUACUCCCUGCUGAGCUUUAUUCAGCCCAGCAUCUUCACAGCAGUGGACUCUGAUCACUUUGUCAGCAGCUACUCCAGUGUGAAGAACCAGCCUGCUCUUGCUGAUGAGCUUCAAAGAAUGCUGGAGCCUUUCCUCCUUCGUAGGAUCAAGUCAGAAGUGGCUCUCGAUCUUCCACAGAAGACAGAGGUGGUCGUGUAUCACGGCAUGUCUGCUCUGCAGAAAAAAUACUACAAAGCAAUUCUGAUGAAGGAUGUUGAGGUCUUUGAAAAUGAGCAGGCCAACAAGACACGGCUGCUGAACAUCUUGAUGCAGUUGAGGAAGUGUGUUGACCAUCCGUACCUUUUUGACGGGGUUGAGCCUGAGCCCUUUGAGAUUGGGGAGCACCUUGUUGAAGCCAGUCAGAAACUUUUCCUUCUGGACAGCAUGUUGGCCUACCUAUACCAAGGUGGGCAUCGAGUCCUGCUCUUCUCUCAGAUGACAAGGAUGCUGGACAUUCUUCAGGAUUACAUAGAGUACAGAGGUUAUAGCUAUGAACGUCUGGAUGGGUCUGUUAGAGGGGAAGAGCGAAAUCUGGCAGUCAAGAGCUUCAGCAGUAAGGACAUCUUUGUCUUUCUGCUCAGCACUAAAGCAGGGGGAGUGGGAAUGAACCUUACAGCUGCGGACACUGUUAUUUUUGUGGAUAGUGAUUUUAACCCUCACAAUGACUUGCAGGCUGCUGCUCGCUGCCAUCGCAUUGGCCAGAAUAGGCCUGUGAAAGUGAUCCGCCUUCUAGCAAGAGACACUGUGGAGGAAAUAAUGUACUCGCGUGCUGUAUCCAAGUUGCACCUGACUAACAUUGUUAUUGAAGAAGGACGUUUCUCUUUGUUAGACCAAGCUCAGUCAGCUGCUGCAGGACUUCAGCUAAGUGACAUCUUGAAGUUUGGCAUAGAUAAACUUUUACUGUCGGGUGAGAGUUCAGUACAGGAUGUGGACCUGGAAAAGAUCCUUGGGCCAUCAUGUGAUGGGCAGUGGGUGGCUGAUAAAGACUCCGACAGAAUGGCGGAAGAUGACGGCUCUGAAUCCAAGGGACAGAGUCAUAUGUACUGCUUUGAGGGGAGAGAUUACUCCAAGGACCCAAGUACUGCAGACCAGAAGAGGUUUGAUCAUUUGCUUGAGGAACGGUUGGCUCAGCUGCAGCAGGGUGUUGAAGGAGGGGUGCGAGCCCUACGGCACAAACCUGGUGUUUCUUUGUCAGCCGGUCUUAGUAUUCCUUUGAGGAAGAGAAAACAACUGACUGAGGCUGAAGUGGAGUUGAGACGACAGAGGAGAGAGGAGGCAGCGGCUAAAAGAGCCAAAAUUCGGGAAGACGCCAAGAAACAGCAGAAAGAACAGGAAUACAAAAAAAAAAUGGAGUGGUGGAAGAGCUGUGGGUACAGAUCAUUGUGCCUGCAGGCUGCAGACAGCGAGGAAGAUGAAAAGGAGGAUGAAGGCAGCAUAUGCUCUACAGACUCCGACAGCACUGACAUCCACUUUGUUCUGGGGGAUGUUACACACCCUCAUGUUGCUCAGGGAGAUGCCAUCAUUGUCCACUGUGUUGAUGACUCAGGCUGGUGGGGCAGAGGAGGCCUGUUCAGUGCUCUGGAGGUUCGAUCAGAUGAACCACGCAAGCAGUAUGAGCUGGCUGGCAGAAUGAAAGACUUGGACCUUGGAAAUGUGUUGCUCUUCUCCAUCGAUGACAAACAGUCCAGAUUGGACGGGCAGGAUCAAUUGGCCCUCAUAGUGGCACAGAAACGAGACAAAGCCAACAACCUGUCUGGAAUCUUCCUGAGUGCUCUGGAUGAAGGUCUGAAGAAGAUUUAUGCUGCAGCCAAAAGACACAGAGCAAGCGUACAUCUUCCCAGAAUCGGCCACUCCACUAAAGGCUUCAAUUGGUACGGCACCGAGAGACUCAUCAGGAAGCACCUGGCUUCCAGAGGCAUCCGCACCUUCAUAUACUAUUACAGCAGAAGUGCCAAAAACACAGAGACAGCGACUCCUCAGGCGUCCACCUCUGUGUCUCCUGAACCUCAGUCACAUGACUCCGACAUGCAGACCAACCCCACCCAAUCGGAAACUGCAGGUCCCUCUGCUGUCUUUCAGGGUCCCCACCCCACAGAGCUCCCCAGUUUCAUGAGUGGGGUCCAUGUGUUUUUCUACAAUCUGCCCGCAUCAGAGAGGAAACAGCUGGCUCGCUACCUUAUCACUUAUGAUGGAGAUGAAGAGGAGCUCAUGAGUCCUGACGUCACCCACAUAGUUGCAGAUGUGACGAACCAGGUCCACACACAGGAGCUUCAGGAUCUGGUGGGGAAGUACACUCAGGCCAUCCCUGUUCAGAAAGCCUGGCUGGAGUCCUGCUUCUCCAAACAAAGAAAAGUCAACAGUGCACAGUACCUGCAUCUGCUCACAUAACAAAAUAUUUCUUCAUUGUAAAAAUACAAGUAAUUUGUAAUUGUUACUUUGCUUUUGUACAACUAUUUUUAUAGCUACUUUAAAAAAUAAUGAAUUUUAA